This is a messenger RNA of Fusarium verticillioides 7600, 1117 nucleotides long. RefSeq lists its product as hypothetical. The transcript has 5 exons. The record is from RefSeq and is a predicted model, not a curated record. Lineage: Eukaryota; Fungi; Ascomycota; Sordariomycetes; Hypocreales; Nectriaceae. Bases 84 to 1100 code for a protein of 338 amino acids.
CUUUUUCUUGCAUCAGUCAUCUUCAUUUUUUUAUUUUCAUCUCCCAUGUCUUGAAGAAAAUACCCUGGGAGUCCCGCUCUCCGAUGGGUCUCGGCGCAACGAUAAUCGCGGUUUGUGUGUCGCUGACUGUUUUGGCGGGUUUGUUUUUGGGUCUGAGAUUGUAUUGCAAGGUUAUUCGACGGAGGGGGUUUUGGUGGGAUGACCAUAUCUUGAUUGCGGCGUGGGUCUGCCUGGCUAUCGGUACCGGUCUCGUCAUCUACAACGUCACUCUCGGUUUCGGCAAGGACCAGUCAGACGUCGAUCCAGCCGUUGUACCGACAAUCGCCCUUACUGGGACCAUAUUUGGUAUUUUCGGAGUUUUAUCUGCAUCAUGGAGUAAAACGUCAUUCGCCCUAACACUGAUACGAUUGGUUGAUGGCUGGAUGAGCUGGUUUCUCUGGUUUCUCAUCAUCUCGACAAACAUCAUCAUGGAUCUGGUUAUUAUAUUCUCUUUUGUAAAGUGUACGCCUGCAAAGAAGGUCUGGCAUUCGAAUUUGGCUGGAACGUGUUGGAAUCCUAUGGUUGCGACGUACUAUAAUAUCUUUGCUGGGGCUUUCUCAGGCUUUGUUGACCUCGUUCUCUGCGUAAUUGCCUGGGCGAUUAUUUGGAAACUCUCGAUGCGGACACGAGAGAAAAUCGGCGUUGGAAUUGCUUUGACCUUUGGCAUCUUUGCCGCCGCAGCCGCUGCCGCAAAAUGCUACAAGAUGCUUGGCCUGAGCAGCAAGAAUCGAACUUUGGACCGAGUUGGCAUCAUCAUAUGGAGUACUACCGAGUGUGCCAUCACAAUUAUGGCAGCCUCCAUUCCCGUCAUGCGCAUUCUCAUACUACGUGUUUACCGCCGGACUCCCGAUCAAGUAUCAAAUCGACCUCUGCGCACUCUUCGCAUUAUCAGCACGAGGGACAAGAGAGCUUCGACAAACUAUACGAUGCCAAGCUAUAAUACAGAAGAAGGUCUGCAUAUGGUAACAGAAGAAGGCUUUAGAGACCUUAAUCUGCCAUCGCGGACAGUAUCAGCAAGACGGAAUGAUAUAGGUCUGUAUGAGAUGCACAGAAACGGUUAAUAUGACUUAAUAUAGAU